CGGAGCUGCGCUUCGACACAAGCUCAUACAGCGACAACCCAGCGAGACCUGAAGAGAGGAGAACGAGCCUGAGCUAGAGAGAGAGAGAGAGGAAGCGAGCUCGAGGAACCGCGAGAUACAAGCACACGAAAGAGAACGGGACACGAGCUUUGCGCGACGACUCGACCGUUGACCAAAACUAGCCCAGGCUUUCUUACUUCUACAGGAAAAACAAACGUCUUUUCAGUGAUACGCAAAGGAACCUUAAGUUUACUUUAAACUUAGUGGCAAGUGGCGAACUAAACGCAGUGAUACUUAACUCAAGUGAUUGGUGAUUGCCUAUACCCUUUUUCGAGUAAAGAUGGAAACGUACAAGGUGCUUACGUCACUGUUGGUGCUGACUCUGACUGGACCCACCCUGGGGUACCCUUACACACGAGAUGUCGUCUCCCGAAGCAGUGGGAGAGCGCGAGACCAAGUAAUGGAUGACAGCCUCUCCGAAUACCUGGGAGGAUACGUGCAGGACCAACCCUACGAACUGCCAGAAUACCAACCAGCUUACCGUCAUGAAUACGCAACACAGCAGAGACCAAGAAUAAACGCUGAGGCGAUUGUUGCUUUACUACCGUACCUGGCUAACAAUAAUGAUGACUACGCGUAUGACUACAACAGCUACAGCGACGACGACGGCACUUGGUAUGACGACGUUGCUAACGAAGAUGCCGCCGAUAAAUCCGACAGCGAUAACGCCGCUCUUCUGCAAUUCCUUCUUGACCAUCGUUCUGGAAGAUAUUCCCUAGAGGAUCUCGAGACAUUGGAACGAGAAGCCGAGAUGGAAGAUAACACCGAAAACCAGCUCCAGGCUCUUAUGGAUAAAAAGAUCAACAAGAAGAGCAUGCCCCUCCUUGGUGCCCGACAGGUAGCCGUUGGAGUUCCAGUACCCAUGAGGAAAGGGCAGAAGGAAGAGGCCCUCGACAUCCCCUCAACCUCCGUCAGACGCCCUGUCUUCGCCCGACAGAUUGCUACUGUUCCUGACGAGAUGGAGCCCCAGGUCAAGAAGAGCUCCGAGCCCAUCAACGUCCCCGCCGCUGCCCAGGAAAACUCCGCCAACGCCCAGAUGCCCAAACAGGCGACACCCGCCGUUUCCGCCGUCAGCAGCGAGAGCUCUGGCGUCCCCGUAGUCGACACCCACCCCAAGGACGUGCCCCAGGCGGCGAUGACCCCCUUCAUGCAGAGCAAAUACGACGCCCUCAUGAAAUACCUGGACAGAGAAAGGAAGGUCCGACAGAACCAGGACAUCGAGCAGGAACUGCAGCAGGAGACCAAGUCACAGCCCCAGAAGAGAUUCGUGACGGAGCAGGACGUCCUGUCCCAGCAGCUGGUGAACCUGAAGAAGAAGGUCGCCUAAGUCCAUCGUCGGUCCACCCGACGGAGAGAACAAAUUCCGGCAAGCGAAGACCAUCCGAUCUUCUCCGACUACGAUGAUUCUCGUUCCCGUAACCGAUUUAUAUAUCUCUUGUGUUAUAUAAUGGGGGUCUCCCGCUUGGCGGCGUCGUUUCGACGCCCGCUCCGGCGGGACGAAGAUGUGGAGUUUUAAGAAGGAACUCGUAAACGAACGUCACCGACGGAACACCCGAAGAGAGUGGAAAAGCGACCUAAUUAGGCAUUCAGACUGCAAACUACCAUUUAGGAAGGAAAAAUAUAUGGAUACCCACCGAGGGAGGGAAGUCUCACAGGAGAGCUUCGAUUAGGAACCACAUCGUCCACAAACGUUCCUGUAGAAGCCCCCCUGCCCAAAAACGACGAGAGAGCAGCUCGAUUCUAUUUUCCUCCAGGAAGCGCGAAAAGGAAGGAGAGUUUUCAUCGCUGGAACGUCGAUGAACGCCCUGCAGAUCUGCACACCUUCAUUCGCAUCGCCAUUCAUUUCCAGAUGGACAAUACCAAAUGUCCCACCUGGAUGGGGCGCCCUGAGGAGGCGUCCCCUCCGGUGUGUGGACAUCCUGUAGGUGGUUCUCAACCGUUCCAAGGGCGGCAUUUUGAAUCCACAAACACGAAGCAAGCCCUCAUCAUCUUCUUCUUCUUCUUCAUCAUCGGAGAGAGAAGACGGGCGAACGGACGCGCCUCCUUCUCAAGAGAGGCACAUAAGCUAAAAAAAAAUAUAUAUUAAAAAAAAUUCUAAAAAAAAAGGAUUUACUGACUCGCUGUGUUAUAAAUGUCUUAUUAUCAAUAUCGUUUUAUCACUAUAUGAGUGGACUACACGGGGGGAAGUGUAUGUGCGUGUGACGAUGCGGAGGAAAUGAUUCUUGGCCGACGAAAGAACAGAGCAAUCACGUCCUUCUCUUCCUAGACGCAUAACAGGGAAGAAGAUGGAAGUCACAAGCUGGUCUCCCUGUCACCGAGGGGGGUUAUUUAUCCACAAAAAAGACAUUCAUUCCAGUGAUUACGAUUGGCACCUCCUCGCGAUGAUUCCAGGAAUUCCGAAUUUUCCAGCAGCGCCGCCAGAGCCAUGGAUAUAGAUAAGACUCCCGGUCGCCACCAUUGGCAUCCAGUGACCAGUUCGGGUCGCCAGCUUUGAAUUUCAUCGUCACACCCAAUCCAUUUCUUCGACGCAUUUCAUGCAUAGAGCGAAAAAACUUUUUCCUGCAGUGAAUAAUGAGCCUUAUUACAGGUACCUUUAACGUUCGGAUUGCUUUACUCCAACGCCUCGUAGUAGUAUAUCCGGGAGUGAAUCAGUUCGACACACCCAAGUCAGUUGUUUCGACUGGGGGCGACUGACUGACUGUUUACUUCUUACGCCUUUUGACGAGUGUGAUCAUUUCCAUUCACUCCCUUGGGUUGCGUUUUCUCUCCCCUUUUUGAGUCCUCCACCGAGUGGCACCUCCAAAAUUCGUAACUUUUUACAUAUUUUUUUAACAUUUUCUACUCCUUUCACUUAACUCCUCCACCUUUUUACCUGUCUCACCUUCAUGUGUAAUCUCGCACACACGCCAAACGAAUUUUUUUUAUUUAUUGCUUUCAAUACCUGUCACUCUGUAAAAGACAGUUUUAGUAUUAUUGUAUUCAUAUCCAAGUGAGGGAAAAAUUGUGUAUAAAUAAGCCGUGGAAUUAUUCAUUAGAAUAUUUUUUUAUAUGUACUCCAAAGAGGGUUCAAGUCUGUGAGAAGAUAGCAAUUAGAUUCGAUUCCAUUAGAAAGGCCUGAGAGAGAAAGGAUCACACCGGCUGAUCUCUUUUGCGGAAGACGUUGUUCAUACUUUUAUUCAUUCGUUAGGAAUAUCUUAGAAAUCUCUCUCUCUCUCUCUCUCUCUCUCUCUCUCUCUCUCUCUCUCUCAUUGCCUUACAUUCUGUAAAGUUUAUUUUCGAUCUCUCGUACAAAGAGAAAAAAAAACCGAAGGAUUAACUCGAGUGUUUUCUGCCCUCUUAGAGAAGAUCGGCUGAGAUAUGAUUAAAAUUCUUUCGUGCUACAAUUUGUACCUGUUUAUAUGAUUUAUACAUUUUUUUAGAUCAUUGCGUUGGAGAAAAAAAUUUUGCUUGCACGCACAUCCAUACGCACGCAAGCGCGUAUCCAUGUACGUGUAAUUCAAUGUGUAUACACAUACAUGUGAAAAGUGUAAGAAAUUCUUGUUGAAUUGAACCCAAGAAGGUUUUUUUCUUUUUCUUGGGUCUUUUUUAUAACAUAAUUAAUACCAUGUCUUUCCAGUUGCUUUGUUUUGUCUCCUAUUCUCGACUGUACUGAGAGACGCGGGGCCUGCUUGCUUCCCUAAGGAUUAUGAUAUUCCAUCGCGAACAUUGAAAUACGAAUUCAUAAGAUUGAGACAGAAAACUACUUAAAAACUAGUUUUUUUUUAAUCCGCCGUUGCUCUGUCAUCUCUUUCAAGUCCAUUCGCGAGAGCAAUUGUCUUGAUUUCCUCUUUCGUAAACAAUGAAGAAGUAAAAGAAGAUAACUCGACAGAUGGAAGACAAUAUUCCUUGGCAGGCAGCUCACGUCCUAUCUGAUUAUCUUGGUCCAUUGUUAAGGCAACCAGUUGUGUAUGUUCGUGUGUGUGUAUAUAUAUGUAUGUAUAUGUAUAUGCGCACACACAUACACGCAAAUCUCUGUUUUUUUAUUAUAUAUAUAUAUAACUCAUUCUGAUGCCAAAUGCGACCACAUUUAUUACAUAUAUACAUAACACUCUCUAAUCCUUUCUUAUGAGGAUAACUCAAUUUGUACAUUGUAUGUACCAUAUCAUCUCAAAAAAUCAAAUAACUUAUUUUUGUAUAAUAAAACUUUAAAAAAAAUAUAACAAACAUAAAGCAUAGGACAUUAGAAAUUUAAAAAAAACGAAAGCUAUGUAUAACUAAAACUUAACAUUAUGCCUGGGGGUUAGAAGAAACAAAACAUGGGCAUUUCUGUUUACUACAUUACUACAUAUCGUAGGAUAUGUGAGAAAAUGUUGAUGAUCUGUAGAAAAAGUAAAAAACAAUAUAUAAAAAAACCAAUGUUAUACAUCCUCCGCCAAUUCAAAGGGUUCUAAUGCCUACUGCGACAUCUAUUUCUUGAAAUGUGAUAUGUCAGUCAUCGGACGUUUGUUAAUAAACUUUUAUCUUGUAAUACA
This is a messenger RNA of Macrobrachium nipponense, 4571 nucleotides long. RefSeq lists its product as uncharacterized. Bases 341 to 1387 code for a protein of 348 amino acids. NCBI's taxonomy places the organism in Eukaryota, Metazoa, Arthropoda, Malacostraca, Decapoda, Palaemonidae. The transcript is spliced from 7 exons. The record is from RefSeq and is a predicted model, not a curated record.